UAGCAACCCCUUUGUGACUGUAAGCUUGAGCCCAGGCUAGACGUGAACGUCGGUGAAAUCUGUCCGUCUGCUACGCAAACUCACCUGCUGCAGCUGAGAAAACAUUGAGGGAAUCAUGCUAGGCCAGGAUGGCGGCCUCUCCCUGACUAUUGCUCAGAUCGUGCAGAGAUUGAAGGGCUCUGGACUUCACUCCCAAUUGGAAAGGCAGGCCCGGAAAUCCUGUUGCACAGCUCCAUGUGUGGAACGUGAAACUAUGGUAAUGAUAAUGAACACUGCAGCAGAAUGGACAUGCUAUUCACAAGGCACUGCCACAUGCAUGCCACAGAACAGGCUAAACAGGAGUUGUGCAGUUGACCAGCUCAGCCUACACAAUCCAGAGAUAAAACUAGAAUCUUUGAAAGAAGAUAUUAAGGAAUUUCUGAAGACAUCAGGAUGGGAAAAGAAGCUGCAAAAUGCUGUUUAUAGUGAACUCAGUGUCUUCCCUUUACUAUGCCAUCCAUCAGCACCACCUGAACACAUGAAAGAAUCUUUGGCUUACAUGAGGAAAGCCCAGGGAAACUGGGAAAAACGAAUUUUGAAGAGUCUAAAUAGCAUGUGCACAGAACUUGGCAUCCCAUUAGCACAGAAGAGACCAGUGAAUGAGCAAAAGGAGCUUCUAAAUAAAUGGAAUGAAAUGGGAACAGAUGAGCCAGAUCUUAGUCUCUUCCGACCUGUUUAUGCACCAAAAGAUUUUCUUGAGGUAUUAAUGAACCUUCGGAAUCCAAAUUAUGAAAACAGCGAGCAAUCUAGUUUUAGGAACCAUUUGGGUUUAAUCCAGGUUCCCUUGAAAGUAAAGGAUAUCCCUGAACUGAAAGAAUAUUUCAGUGAACUAGACUUGAACAUAGGUCAGCUGGAUAUUGAUGAUUCUGCACAAGUACCUCCAGAACUUUUUGAAAAUGAGCAUUUACGUAUUGGUCAAAAAGUUUUAAUAGAGCAGGAUAGUGCAGCAGCCCAACAAUAUGUGCGGCAGGGAUGUCCAACUUCAUUACGAGCAGAAUUGUGGGCACUGAUCCUGAAUAUUUCUAGUCAACCUGAGGAUAUUUUAUACUACGAACAACUGAAGUCUAAUGUGAUCCAGCAUGAUCUUUUAGUCGACAGUCUAAUUUAUAAAGAUGUGAAGCUGACAGCCAGCAAUGAUGACUACUACUUUGUGUUUGAGGAUUAUUUGUAUCAAGUGUUACUUUGCUUUUCUCGGGACACUUCAGUACUGGGACACUUUGCGUACAGUAGUGCUACUCCACCUAAGUCAUACAUUCGAGGGAAGCUUGGCAUGGAAGAGUACGCUGUUUUUUAUCCACCAAAUGGUGUAAUUCCUUUUCAUGGCUUUUCAAUGUAUGUUGCUCCACUUUGUUUUCUUUACAAUGAACCUUCACAAUUGUAUCAAAUAUUUCGUGAAAUAUAUGUCCGUUACUUCUUCAGACUUCAUUCCAUCUCUUCACAUCCUUCUGGCAUUGUAUCACUGUGUUUGCUGUUUGAGACCCUUCUCCAGACUAAUCUCCCACAGCUGUUUUAUCAUCUUCGGGAAAUUGGAGCGCAGCCGCUAAGAAUCUCAUUUAAGUGGAUGGUACGAGCAUUCUCUGGUUACUUAGCUACAGAUCAGCUUCUGCUUUUAUGGGACAGAAUUCUGGGAUACAACUCUCUAGAAAUUCUUGCUGUCUUGGCAGCUGCUGUGUUUGCUUUCCGAGCAGUCAAUCUAAUGGAGGUGACAUCACUGGCUGCAGCUGAGGCUGUACUCGCUGAUCUUUCAACUCUGAAAGUUGUGCCUCUUCUUCAGAUUUUUCUAUUUGCUACAGGCACUUGAUCUUGCUCAGAGCUACUCAUUGCAUUACUAGGCUUUCAUCAGAUGCUAAGAAUAAACUAUGCAACACUUUAAUUAAAUCAACCUCAAACGUUAAUGCUCACACUUUACAAAGGGUUAAACCACCUGGAAAUCAUCCCAAAUGCUAUUGCAUGUCAACUGCUGCAUGCUCCUGAAUUUUAGCGAAACUGAAGCUCCUGGAUGUAAUGCAAGUCAAAUACCUUGUUGUCCACUUAAAUCAUAUUACUCAGUGCAUGUACAGAAAGUAGUAAAAUAUACGUAAUAAUUUGAGAUCUGUGUUUCCUCUCUGCCAUUGUAAGGUAGGAGAACACAUUUUCAGUAGUUAUAACCCAUUAUCCUGUCAUACCAUCUGUCAUCUUCAAAAUCUUGCAGUACUUGAAUGAAGUAUUGAACAUUAAAAUAUAUAAUUUCAUUGGCCAGAGUUCUGUUAUUUAACACAUGCUGGUGCAAUUCUAUUCACCUACAUUUCAUUGGUGAAUUGUCAGUUAAGAAAUUAGCUCUUGUAUUUCUCAUCAUAUAAGAACUGUGUGACCUAGAACAGCGGACUCCAACCUUUUUGGGACCGCAGACCUUUUGGGGGGGGUGGGCUCCAUGUGGGGGGGCGGGGGCACCCCUGCUCUCAUGGGGGGCAUGUUACGCUCAUGCGACACACUCCUCCAUGAGCAUGACACACCCCUCUGAGAGCAUGAAAUGUCCACCAUGCAUGUGGGGGGGGGCGGAGAUCCGUCGCCGCGG
Messenger RNA from Pogona vitticeps (central bearded dragon), 2593 nucleotides. The record is from RefSeq and is a predicted model, not a curated record. Lineage: Eukaryota; Metazoa; Chordata; Lepidosauria; Squamata; Agamidae.